AUGGAACUUGAGAGGGGUUUUGAAUCUCAACUCAAACUCGAUAUGACAACUGAAAUAAGUGAAGAAUACGUACGAGCUGUGAUUGAAAACAGUCAAUCUAUUUACUCACUUCGAACUCCAGAAGAUAUACAUCUGAUCAUGAAGAUAGUGGAUUCUCUUCUUGUAUCAUCUCCACGUAAAUUGAUGGAUGUUGGUAUCUUUUUGAAUGAGUAUGACUCCGUUUGGAAAGAAUAUAAUCAAGAAUCUAAUCACCUUGAAGGUUGGGAUUAUCAUCAUGCUGAUCACGAAGAACAUAUCCAAUCCGAUGUGGAAAGAUUUCCAAUGAUAGAGGGAUCUUCAUUUGAAUCAGAAACUUAUGAUGAUCUUUAUGAUGCUGAAAGACUUCCGACGAUAGAAGAAUCUCCAUUUGAAUCGGAAACUUAUGAUGAUCUUUAUGAUGUGGAUGAAUGGUGUGAUGUAUGUGAGAAAUGGGUCGAGGAGUGUGAUGGAAAACACGUUCAUACAUUCUGCUCAAAGUGUGAACAGAUUGUGGAAUUUCAUAAGAACGGGGUGCAUAUAAAUGAGUGUAUUUGUGAUUUCGUGUCAGUAAUCGAUUAUUUUAACUCGAGAGAAGAAUUGAGACGGUUUUUUUUGGUAAAUAAUAUUCAAGGUUUGUGUAUAUUUUGUGAAAAUAAUUGCUCAGAGGAAUUGUGUAUGUGUGAGUUUACGUGUGGAUUGAAAUAUGUGAUGGGAUAUGAUAAAUAUGGAAAGAUUAUAUAUGGAACUUGUGGUUGGCAUUCUGAUAAUUUAAAAGAUGUUGAACAUGAUUGUCAAGGUGGAGUUCAUCGUGGAUUCGAUUGUAUUGAUCAUUCAGAAUGA
This is a messenger RNA of Acaulospora morrowiae, 858 nucleotides long. The record is from the annotation of a GenBank genome assembly. Lineage: Eukaryota; Fungi; Glomeromycota; Glomeromycetes; Diversisporales; Acaulosporaceae.